UGCAAAACCCGCGUGAUAAUCAAACCUGGGGCUGGGAGCAAGAAAUAAAUUCCGCGCCAAACCCGUAUGAUAAUCAAACCCUAAUUUUGUUGACACAAGCACUGGAGUACUCACAAGAAUCAAACACCAUUGCUUCCGAUUUCUUCCAAAGACUUCAAUGGCGGAUAAGUGCGAGACCGCAAUAGAAGUCCGUACACUGAGCGGCGAAUUGACGACCUUUAAUAUACCGGCGAAUAAAAGUAUUCACGAUCUCAAGCUCCUCUUGAAGCUCACUUUCCCUCCCGCCUCUUCGUACCAAAAUUUCCAUAUUUUCUUCAAGGGUGCUAAACUGAGCCCCCAGAGCAGUGUAGGCGAACACGCCAUUGCGUCUGGUGAGUUCAUGGUGUUAGUUCCUUUCACCAAGAAGAGCCGUCCCGCGACUCCAAAUCCUGAAUUUUCCUCCAAUGCUCUUAAUCAAAACCCACUCUCAGAUUUUGCAGAAUCAGCUUAUUCUGAUAUGAUGAAUGAGUUAUCUUCUUUACGUGGUGAAGCUAAUAGUGGUGAGGGACGGACUGAUCAUGAGAGGGAGAAUAUAUUUUUUGGGUACAAACAUAAGAGGGAAACUAUUAAAGAUAAUGGAGAGGAGCGUUUGUAUGAAUUUGUGUGGAGUGUUUAUAAGUCAAAUAACUGGAAUCUGGUUAAUGACGAGAGUUGUAAAACAUUUGUUGAGGUUUUGAAGUUGGAAAAUUGUUUAUCAUUUCCAUAUUCUGGGAAUUGUUUGUUUCUAAGAGAAGCAAAUUGGAACUGUGACAGGGAGAAUCCCAAUGACAAUAUCAAGUUAUGCUUUUGUCCUUCGUGGUUAAAGAAAAUCAUGGAGGGAUUCACUUUCUUGAACAUACUCUCCUCGUUUCUUCAGUUGCAGAGGGAAGAGGUUUCCUCAAUUUGUUUGAUUGAAGGACUUAAAGAGAUUGGAAAGUUUGGUGUUCAAAUUGGGUUGGAUGAUAUAGAGAAUCUUUCUGUUCUUUGUCCGAAGGUGGUAAGUUUUGUAGAAAAUGAUACAAAGUUCACAAACUGUAGAGAUACUAUUGUUAUCAUCAGUUCUUCAACAGAGAAAGGAGAUGGAGUCAGGCAGAAAACUGGGAAAAAAGGCAAUUUUUCGAAGAUACUUAGUGCAAUGAAGAAACGGGAAGAUAUCUUCAAAACUAAUCUGCGAAAAGCUGGUUUACGGCUAAUGGAUAAAAAUGGGAAUGCUUUGUCAAUGCCUAUUUCCAUGGAGGAUUUUUUCAAAUUUGUGAAGGAAAGUGGUUCCUCUGCAAGCAGAAAUGCAACGGAAAGUGCCAAGAGCUCCAUAUCUUCUGCUUCAACAUCUCAUUCACUCCAGAAACGAUGCCAUGAAACUAAUCAUUUGUCACCAGUGGAAAUGGUUGAACAUCUUCGAGAGGGUUUUGGAUCUCGAGGACAGAUGGUGCAUGUUGAAGAUAUUGGUGCCAGGAAAGCAACCCAUGUAGAUAUCCCAAUCGAAUUAUCGUAUAACACUAAAUCUGUCCUCAGAUGUAUUGGAAUUACUAAAUUAUACAGCCACCAGGCAGAUUCAAUUGUAGCAUCACUUGCUGGGAAGAAUGUUGUAGUGGCAACAAUGACAUCUAGUGGGAAAUCACUAUGCUAUAACCUGCCAGUUCUCGAAGCAUUAUGCGAGAACCCAUCAUCAAGUGCUCUAUACUUGUUUCCGACGAAGGCUUUGGCUCAAGAUCAACUAAGAGCUUUGUUGACGAUGACAAGAGAAUUUGAUGUAAGUAUAAAUAUGGGGAUAUAUGAUGGUGACACUUCACAGAGUGAAAGAACACGUUUACGUGACGAAGCUAGACUUUUGAUCACAAAUCCAGAUAUGUUACACAUGUCAAUCUUGCCCAUUCAUGGGAAAUUCAGUCAAAUUUUAUCAAAUCUUAGGUAUGUGGUGAUUGAUGAAGCUCAUGCUUACAAGGGAGCAUUUGGAUGCCAUGCUGCUCUUAUAUUGAGAAGACUACGCCGCAUCUGCUCUCAUGUGUAUGGUAGUGAUCCUUCUUUUGUGUUUUCAACUGCAACUUCUGCAAAUCCUCGUGAGCAUUGCAUGGAACUUGCGAGUUUAUCAACACUGGAGCUCAUUGAAAAUGACGGAAGUCAUUCUUCUCGAAAGUUAUUUUCCCUCUGGAAUCCUACGUUAUCUCUCACCAGUGUGUCCAAUGAGACACAGAUUGCCACAGACGAUGUUGAAUUGACACGUAAAGCUUUUAGCCCAAUUUCCGAAGUUUCGCAUCUCUUUGCAGAGAUGGUUCAGCAUGGACUCCGUUGCAUUGCUUUCUGUAGAUCGCGUAAACUUUGUGAGCUAGUUUUAUCCUAUACGCGUGAGAUUCUUCAGGAAGCAGCCCCCCACCUUGUAGAUUCUAUCUGUGCGUAUCGUGCUGGCUAUGUUGCUCAGGAUAGAAGAAAAAUAGAGAAGGAUUUGUUUAGUGGGAAGCUAUGUGGCAUUGCUGCAACGAAUGCCCUUGAGCUGGGUAUUGAUGUCGGGCAUAUCGAUGUAACCUUGCAUUUAGGCUUUCCUGGUAGCAUUGCUAGCCUGUGGCAGCAAGCUGGAAGAUCUGGUCGACGAGAGAAGACAUCACUUGCUGUUUAUGUUGGUUUUGAAGGGCCUCUUGAUCAAUAUUUCAUGAGAUUUCCCAGAAAACUCUUUGAGAGUCCAAUUGAGUGCUGUCAUGUUGAUGCCCAAAACCAGCAGGUACUACAGCAGCAUCUGGUCUGCGCUGCUUUAGAGCACCCAAUUAGUUUGCUUUAUGAUGAGAAAUAUUUUGGCUCUGGUUUAGGGACUGCCAUAAUGUCCCUCAAAAAAAGAGGAUGCCUCAGCACUGAUCUGUCGGUUGAGAUUUCUUGUAGAAUGUGGAGCUACGUUGGUCGUGAGAAAAUACCUUCACGUGCAAUUAGCAUUAGAGCAAUAGAGGCUGAGAGAUACCAGGUAAUAGACAAGAAACGGGACAAAGUUAUUGAAGAGAUUGAGGAAAGCAGGGCUUUCUUUCAGGUAUAUGAAGGCGCCGUCUAUAUGCAUCAAGGAAGAACCUAUCUGGUUGAGAACUUGGAUUUAUCGGGAAAGACUGCUCUUUGCAAAGAAGCUGAUUUGAAGUAUUACACAAAAACUCGCGAUUAUACAGAUAUUCAUGUCAUUGGCGGCAAUAUUGCGUAUCCAGCGAGGGUUUCAGAGAGUGUAUUCACAAGAACAACAGCCCAAGCAAAUACUUGCAGAGUAACUACUACUUGGUUUGGCUUCCAUAAAAUAUGGAAAGGAAGCCAUCAAGUCUUUGAGACAGUUGAACUGUCACUGCCUAAAUAUUCAUAUGAAUCGCAGGCAGUUUGGAUUCGAGUUCCACAAUCCAUAAAGACAGCUGUAAUGGAGAAAAAUUAUUCAUUUCGUGGGGGUCUGCAUGCUGCUUCUCAUGCAGUUCUGAAUGUGGUGCCUUUGUAUAUAAGAUGCAACUAUUCUGACUUGGCUCCAGAGUGUCCAAAUUCUCAUGAUACCCGCUAUUUUCCUGAAAGGAUCCUGUUAUAUGAUAAACAGCCAGGUGGAACUGGAAUCUCUGUACAGGUUCAACCCUAUUUCAAAGAGCUUUUAAAUGCAGCUUUGGAACUUCUCUCGUCUUGCUGCUGCUCUUGGGACAGUGGUUGCCCAAACUGUGUUCAAAGUCUCAUAUGCCAUGAGUACAAUGAAGGGUUACACAAGGAUGCGGCAAUUAUGAUCAUUAAGGAUGUUCUUGAUGCAGAGGAAUCUAUCUUUAUAGGAAAAACUGAUUCUUCCAAAACUAUUGAAGCAGGUUUGUCAUGAUGGGGAAGUAAGUUGAUAGUUGAGGACUGAAAUUGUCCUCUUUUAAGAUAUAAAAUUUUACUCUUUUAGUAAACGAAUUGCUUCACACUAUAUAUAUAUAUUGACAAUUGAUUUAAGUAGGAA
Messenger RNA from Tripterygium wilfordii, 3949 nucleotides. RefSeq lists its product as uncharacterized. The transcript has 27 exons. The record is from RefSeq and is a predicted model, not a curated record. Gene Ontology annotation, molecular function: protein binding; nucleic acid binding; ATP binding. Bases 158 to 3826 code for a protein of 1222 amino acids. NCBI's taxonomy places the organism in Eukaryota, Viridiplantae, Streptophyta, Magnoliopsida, Celastrales, Celastraceae.